AUGUCGGAGGAUUUGAACAAGAAGACCGAAGAGUUGUCUCUCGAGAACGAAAAGACUGUCUUGAGCAGCAAGGAGGAAUUCACGGCCAAGCACCCUUUGAACUCCAAGUGGACCUUGUGGUACACUAAGCCUAUGACCAACAAGUCCGAGACUUGGCAGGAUUUGUUGAAGCCCGUCAUCACUUUCUCUUCUGUUGAAGAAUUCUGGGGCAUUCACAAUUCCAUUCCAGUGGCUUCUCAGUUGCCUUUGAAGUCCGACUACCACUUGUUCAAGGAAGGUAUCAAGCCUGAGUGGGAAGACGAGGCCAACGCCAAGGGUGGCAGAUGGCAAUAUUCCUUUAAUAAUAAGCGUGAUGUCAUCCAAGUUAUCAACGACUUGUGGUUGCGUGGUCUUUUGGCUGUCAUUGGUGAGACCAUUGAGGAUGACGAGAACGAGGUGAACGGUAUUGUGUUGAAUGUUAGAAAACAGGCUUUCCGUGUUGGUAUCUGGACCAAGGACUGUGACGAGUCCAAGUUGGUUACCAUUGGUGAGAGAUUCAAGAAGGUUUUGAGAUUGCCUGACGACCAGAAGGUGGAGUUCAUGUCCCACGACACCUUCAAUGCUAAAGGCGAUGCCCAAAUCUCCAUCUAA
This is a messenger RNA of Candidozyma haemuli, 630 nucleotides long. It is a transcript of the gene EIF4E, whose product is annotated as translation initiation factor eIF4E. Gene Ontology annotation, biological process: translational initiation. The record is from RefSeq and is a predicted model, not a curated record. NCBI's taxonomy places the organism in Eukaryota, Fungi, Ascomycota, Pichiomycetes, Serinales, Metschnikowiaceae. The transcript has a single exon. The coding region runs from base 1 to 630 and encodes 209 amino acids. Gene Ontology annotation, cellular component: cytoplasm; eukaryotic translation initiation factor 4F complex. Gene Ontology annotation, molecular function: translation initiation factor activity; RNA 7-methylguanosine cap binding.